GUCACGUACUGUGACACAAUACCAUUAUACUGCCUGGCCAGACCACGGUACUCCUGAGCCUCUCUCUCUUGUUAUCUUCCUUUACCACGUUAGGAAAGUAGGGACCAAUCAGAGAGAUUCUCCAACAGUCGUACACUGCAGUGCGGGAAUUGGUAGAACAGGGACAUACAUAGCAAUAGACGUUCUGAAUGAGAUAGGGAGAAAGACGGGAACAGUCAACGUUGCUGAAUAUGUCAAGAAGAUGAGAGAAAACAGGAUGAAUAUGGUCCAAACCUAUGAGCAAUAUAUGACCAUAUUCCUUGCUUUGAGUGAAAUUUACAAAUCGCCAGUUAGCUUCAAUACCAUUGGUGAAUUUACUACAAAUUCGAAGAACAUGACAAUAGACAAACCGGCCAAUCAGAGUUCACUGCGUGAAGAAUUUCAGCUUUUAAUGAUAAUACGACCUGUGUACAACGAUAAUGACUUCAAGCUCGCCAGAGAAGGUUGUGGAGACAUGUAUUCCAACGGUAUUUUGCCACUGGAUAAAUACAGCGUUCAUUUAUCAUCUAAUGUCCCUAAAAGAGGAAACUUCAUCAAUGCGAUAACUGUUCCAUCAUACAAAAACAAAAGAGCGUUUAUAGUGACGAAGUAUCCAACGGAAGAGGACGCUGUUGACUUCCUCCGCCUGCUCAAUGACCAUGAAUGUGACACAGUCAUCUGUAUGGAUCCUAUUAACAAGAUUGAUUCGAGUGAAGCAUGGUUACCAAGUUCCUCAUCUUCCAAAACAGUGCCCCCGUUUACCAUCCAUGUUCAAAGUCAAUCUGCAAAUCACAUCAUCAGCACUACUGUGCACAUUCUCGAGAAAAAUAAUGAAGAGGAGGCUCACCCUGUGACAAUAAUAGAACCAAAAGUAAGAAUUGAAACAUCCGGGACUUUUCUUGACACAUCUCCACUUCGGAGUCUUGUGUCUACCACGCUGGCCAUUGAGACAGAAAAUCCUAUUACAAUUGUCAGCAGUGAUGGUGCAGCAUUAAGUGGUGUUUUCUGUGCCGUUCAUAACGUAAUACAACAGAUCAACAUGGACGCCUGUGUGGAUGUCUUCACUGCCGUCAGACAACUUCAAGUCAGAAGACCGGAAUUCUGUUCCAACCUUGUGCGUUUUUCAGAACCAAAUAUAUAUAUUUUUUUAAUCAUAGGCCACGG
Messenger RNA from Saccostrea cuccullata (small rock oyster), 1182 nucleotides. Its product is annotated as receptor-type tyrosine-protein phosphatase T-like. The annotation marks the transcript as partial. Gene Ontology annotation, molecular function: protein tyrosine phosphatase activity. The record is from RefSeq and is a predicted model, not a curated record. The transcript has 9 exons. Gene Ontology annotation, biological process: protein dephosphorylation. NCBI's taxonomy places the organism in Eukaryota, Metazoa, Mollusca, Bivalvia, Ostreida, Ostreidae.